Molecule: messenger RNA, 3982 nt
Organism: Urocitellus parryii (Arctic ground squirrel)
Lineage: Eukaryota; Metazoa; Chordata; Mammalia; Rodentia; Sciuridae
Gene: Sgtb
Product: small glutamine rich tetratricopeptide repeat co-chaperone beta
Biological process (GO): post-translational protein targeting to endoplasmic reticulum membrane
Cellular component (GO): TRC complex; membrane
Molecular function (GO): molecular adaptor activity; protein binding
Source: RefSeq, a predicted model, not a curated record
GGGCGGAACCGGCGAGACCCAGCAGCCCCGAGCCAAGCGCGCAGCCGGGUGGGCUGAGGGGGCGGCGGCGGCGGCGCGGGAGCCGGGAAGUUUGGGCGACUCCGGCCAGUGCUGUGAUCCCGAGCCAAGCUCCAGCCUUGAGGACCAGGCACCAGCGGCCCGACUUACGAACGCCCCGGGGCCCGCAGCCGUCGUCUCGCGUCCUCUUGCCUGGUAAGGGGCUUCUGUCUGGAAAGGGAAGUGUUUAAGGUCCUAAAAUGUCAUCUAUCAAGCACCUAGUUUAUGCAGUUAUUCGUUUCUUACGGGAACAAAGUCAGAUGGAUGCUUAUACUUCUGAUGAACAAGAAAGUUUGGAAGUUGCAAUUCAGUGCUUGGAGACAGUUUUUAAGAUCAGCUCAGAAGAUACACAUCUAGCAGUUUCACAGCCUUUGACAGAAAUGUUCACAAAUUCCUUCUGUAAGAAUGACAUUCUACCCCUCUCAAACUCAGUGCCUGAAGAUGUGGGAAAAGCUGACCAAUUAAAAGAUGAAGGCAAUAACCACAUGAAAGAAGAGAAUUAUGCUGCUGCAGUAGAUUGUUACACACAGGCAAUAGAAUUGGAUCCCAAUAAUGCAGUUUAUUAUUGCAACAGGGCUGCUGCUCAAAGCAAAUUAAGUCACUACACAGAUGCAAUAAAGGAUUGUGAAAAAGCAAUAGCAAUUGAUUCAAAGUACAGUAAGGCCUAUGGGAGGAUGGGGCUGGCCCUCACUGCUAUGAAUAAAUUUGAAGAAGCAGUUACAAGUUAUCAAAAGGCAUUAGAUCUUGACCCUGAAAAUGAUUCCUAUAAGUCAAAUCUGAAAAUAGCAGAACAGAAGUUAAGAGAGGUAUCUAGUCCUACAGGAACUGGAUUGAGCUUCGACAUGGCUAGUUUGAUAAAUAAUCCAGCUUUCAUUAGUAUGGCAGCAAGUUUAAUGCAGAACCCACAAGUUCAACAGCUAAUGUCAGGAAUGAUGACAAAUGCCAUUGGAGGACCUGCUGCUGGAGUUGGAGGCCUAACUGACCUGUCUAGCCUCAUCCAAGCGGGACAGCAGUUUGCUCAGCAAAUACAACAACAGAAUCCUGAACUUAUAGAGCAACUGAGAAAUCACAUCCGGAGCAGAUCCUUCAGCAGCAGCACUGAAGAACAUUCCUGAUUUGAUCAGAAUAUGGCCCAGAAUAUAAAUGUUUUAUGGCUCCAAAGUAUUCACUGUAGAUAGUAGCCAAAAACAAAAAACAAAAACAAAAGCACCAUAUCUGAUGUGUGAGAAUAAUGAAGGAAAACCUCUUGUGUAUAUUCUUAAAGAAUAAUUCUGUUUAGAUAAUAGGUUUAUCACAAACAGAGGUGAACAUAACAGACUCCUUUGGAAGCAAAUGAUUAGUAGCCUUGUUAAGUGUCAGUAUGGCACUGGAACAAGGUUCCAUCCAUUUUGAAACUUUUAUCAUCAUAUUUGUAUAUUAGACUUACUAGCAGAGUAUAUUUAUUGAAUAGUAGGACUGUUUAUUGGUGAGUUCUUUAGCUCUUAAUUCCCUUCAGGAAGGUUUUUUUUAAGCAGGAAGAUAGGACUAAGUGAAAAAGUAUCCUAUGCAGGUAGAGAAGAAAUAUAUUUGUCACUUGACAAGCGUGUCAGGAAAAGAAACUUAUUACAUAGGUUUAGCUUUGAUAAGCGCUGUCAAUAUAUGUCAUAGGUGUCAGUACUGUUUUUGAUGCUGCUGUCUUGAUGAGUGACAGGGAGUCUUUAAGAGCUUGUGGAAAGCAGUUAUUUGGUACAAGGGAUGCUAUGAAGAGAAAAAAUAAUGUGAAUUUAUAUGUAAAGUAAAGGUAGGAUGCUCAGGUUUUCUGCAUAGUUCUUAAAUAAUCUUGUCUGCAGUUCAAUAUCAAUAACAUUAGCAUGGCCAGUUAUGAUAAGUAUAUAAUAAAAUAACACUUAGAAAUCCUUAUUUAUACUGAUUAGGUUAGUGAUAUGUAACUGUUCAACUUAAUUACCACAAUUUCCCUGGUGGUAAACUUAGGUUUGAAAAUUACCAAAUAUACCUAUAUUUAAAUAAGCCAAUGGCUUGACCCUAAAUUAAGGAUUUUCUAAGUGGAAUUUAAUUAUAUACUCAUAAACAUUGAUUUUUUUUUAAAAAAGUAAUAAUUAUUUGAUGGAUUAAAAAAUGCAUCUAKUAGUAACAUUGCUUGUUCAUGCAAUCCUCUGCUAUAAUUUGGCUUGGCAUGCCAAUCUUAUGCUUAACCUUAAUUUGAGGCAAUUUAAAUAUAACAGGAGACAUAACAUUUYUUAUUAUAAAUUAGAUGCCAUAUUGGUUGGUAGGGGAAAUGCCAUUAGGUACUAAUGGCAUGGUUUUAAGUACAGGGGAAAAUAAGACAGGUCUAAUUCCAACUGGGAUUUUGUUGUUAAUCUUGAAAUUGGUGAAGUAGGCUAACCUGUAAUGAUUUUAUAAGUGUUAUGAGGGAAAACUGAAAAAGAAGGUAAUUAAAAAAUUUUGUAAAAUUGAUGCAAUAAGGGCCUUACUAUAACAGUUCUAAAAAGACUAUUUGAUACACUGAAGUUUCUCCUUUUUUUCCCCCUUUGUGAGAUAAGAACCAUGAACCAUGGUUUUGUAAUUUCAGUGUAAUCAUCACCUGGGGGAAUUCAUUAUAUCUGCAGAAUGAGGGCCACACUAUCAAUUUUUACUUAGUAAAUAUUGUAUUAAGACCUAGGAAUCAGCAUUUUAAGUAGUGUACCGGUUUAGAGGUAGGUCCAGGAAUCAAAUUUACAGUGAUAUUAGAUUUCUCCCCAACUAGACYAACAAAUACUUAUCUACUUGGACUUGGGCCAAAAUGAAAGAACUGUGUGAACCUAUAGUUAAGGCCAGAGAAGAACAGGCCCUCUGAAAUUAAAUUUCCUAUAUUGCAUCUAAUCCAUCUUAAUUUUUUACGAAGUUACACACAGCUCCUAGUGUUUAAGUGUUAUGAAAGAAUGAAGUACUAAUCAAACAGGAUUUACAGUUGUGAUUAAAAAGAACAAAGCCGAUCCUUAAAACUAGUCAUUCUUAUUUCAGUGUUUAAUAAUAAGUUAAUGUUUUUAGCAUUCCUAUUUUGAGUGCAUUAAAUAUUCUUUUAGAUCAAUAAAAUUUGAUAAGCCUAUAGCUGACUAUGAAAAUAGAAUAUACAAAUUAGUAGUCUAUUAUCAGAAAUUAAAGAGGAGGGCUGGGGAUGUAGCUUAGUGGCAGAGAGCUUAUGGGAAAUGGUGGGUUUAUACAUCUCUAGCACAAAGAGGAAAAAAAAAAAGCAGAUAUACCCAAGACCCUGUAGAUAUAAAAGGGUAAUUAUAAACACUAUGACUAACUCUAGAUCUAUAUAUUUUACAACUUAGAUGARACAGACAUUCUUUCUAAGGUAAAAACUACCAAAGCUCACUGGAGAAACAGCCUGAAUAGACCUAUAUUUUACAARGUUGAGUUUAUAGAUAAAAAACCUUCCAAGAAAGAAAACUAUGGGCCAGAUGACUUUAAUGGUGAACUCUACUGAACACAUAGGGGAGAAAUUAAUAUCAAAUCUACUCAUUGUGUUCUAGGAAACAGAAGAGGAAGAAACACUUUCCAACUCAUUUUUUUAUUUUGGCCAGUGGUACCUGGAUAACAGAAUCAAAGAGAAUCAUAAGAAAACACUUUAAAACACUGCCUUCAUGUGCUAGCAUCUGUAGUUAAAGGGAGCCAUUCUUUUAAUAUGAAAUUAUGGGAACUGGUGUGUUCCAUUUCAUGCUGUUUCUUUGAGAAUAUAUCACCCAAAACAAAUUCAAUCCAGAUGACACCUGUCCACUUAUGUGGAUUCCAUUCAAGGCAAGCCAGCUUUACUCUUCAGGUCCCUUCAUCACUUUGGAAUCAUUGCAUUAGAAGCCAUUUCAAGAAAGUUUUGUGUGAUUUGAUUGUGCUAUUUUUAAAAUUAUAGAGAAAAUUAUUAUUCCUUGUCUGGAAAAUAUAGUCA